Nicotiana attenuata is the source of this 1920-nucleotide messenger RNA. RefSeq names its product protein starmaker-like. Gene Ontology annotation, cellular component: nucleus. Bases 205 to 1656 code for a protein of 483 amino acids. The record is from RefSeq and is a predicted model, not a curated record. NCBI's taxonomy places the organism in Eukaryota, Viridiplantae, Streptophyta, Magnoliopsida, Solanales, Solanaceae. The transcript is spliced from 9 exons.
GUGAAAAUAAAACAGUAGAAAGAAAAGAAAGAGAAAAGACAAUGUGUGAACGGAGGGAGACUCGCACUUGUUGAGGUUUUAGUUAAGCCCUAAAUACCCCCCCCCCCCCCCCCUACAUUACUGUAAUCUUCGAGACUUCAACAGCGUGUUUAUCUUUUAGUGUGUGUGUGAGAGAUUGGAGGCAAAUAGGGGUUACAACAGAAGAUGGCGAAGGAGGUGGAGGAAGAGAAGCAAGGCGGAAUAGAAGCCAAGGUUGAGUCAGCUUUGCGCUCCCGCCUUCAACAUUUCAAAGAAAAUGCCGACUCCUUCACUUUGGAGAGGGUCCGUAGACUUAUAGAGAAAGACUUGGAGCUUGAAACUUAUGCUCUUGAUGUGCAUAAAAAAUUCAUUAAACAGUUCUUGGAGAAGCAAAUGGAGAAUGCUGAUGAUGAUGGUGCCCCUAAGGAUUCUCGGGAAAAAUUGGAAAAAGAUGCUUCUUCAGCUAAACAAGAAAUAGAAGCGGCCGAGUCCCCUAAAAAGCAAGCGAUAAAGAAAGAUACCAAAGAGACAGCCCCUGAAGAUGAAGCAGAAAUGGAUGACUCUCCAAUAAUGGGCGUUAUGAGCUCCAAAUCAGAAUCAGUGGAUGCUCAAGGUGUAAAGCCAAGUGAGAGCACAAUAAAGAAGGCCAUCUGGGAGAGAGCUGCUCACUUCAGAGCUAAUUCUGAGUCAAUAACUCUUGCUGGUGUUCGUCGCCUUCUGGAAGAAGAUCUUGGUCUUGAGAAAAAUACUCUUGAUGCCUUUAAGAAGUUUAUUCAGAACCAAGUAGAUGAGGUGUUAACAUCUUCUGAAGCUCCUAAAUCCACCAAUAGUGGUAAGAAAAGCCCUGAAAAAAGAAGUAAAGCAGCAAAAAAGAGUGGUGAAAACUCUAAUUCAUUUAGCAGCCGAAGUAAAAAUGUAGCAGAGAAAGUAAAAUCAGGUAAGAAAUCUGCCGCAAAAGAGACGGCUGAGAAAUCUGAAGGACUGAAGAAACGAAAAAGUCCUAAUUCAGAGGAUAACGUCCCUGCCAAAAAGCAGAAAGAAGUUUCUAAGAAGCUAUCUGAUGAAAGUAGUGAUGGAGACACCAGUAACAGUAAGAGUGAUUCUGAAGAUGGUCAAUCUGGAUCAUCUGCUGAAAUUCCUGCCAAGAAGAAAGUGGUAAAGGGAGCACCAGCUACUGCUGGAUAUGGAAAACGUGUGGAGCAUCUGAAAUCAAUAAUUAAAGCUUGUGGGAUGAGUGUUGCUCCUUCUAUUUAUAAGAGAGCCAAGCAGGUGUCUGACGACAAGCGUGAGGGUUUCCUGAUAAAGGAGUUGGAAAAGAUACUUUCUGGAGAAGGACUAUCAACGAAUCCCAGCGAGAAAGAAAUCAAAGAAGUCAAAAAGAGAAAGGAAACAGCAAAGGAAUUGGAAGGCAUUGACCUAAGCAACAUUGUUUCAAAUACACGACGGAGAUCAACGACCAGCUUUGUUCCUCCUCCAAGACCCAAGUUACCUCCUAAAGAGGAUAAGAAUGACGACAAAAAGGAUGAUAGCAGCAAUGAUGAUGCAAGUGACAGUGACAAAGACGAUGAUGACGAUGAAGAUGAUGAUAGCAGUCAGAGUGAGGAGUUCAAUGAAGAUGAUAACGAGGACAGUGAAUGAAGCUUUCAGGGAUGAAGAUUAUAAGUUACAGACCAGUCAAUCAUCUUUAGAAUGUAUCAAUAGCUUCGGUUUUCUCAUCUUAGAUUUGGGAGCUGAGAUUUAGUGUAUUUUAGAAGUAUAUUUAUAUGAGAUGUGAUAUUUAGUUGGUUCUGAAAUGUUAAAUUAGUGGUCAUGGAUAUUAGAAGCCUUAGUUGUUAGUUAUCGUGCGAUUUUGUAAAUGGAGCAUCUUUGCUUGUGCAUUGUGGGAGGUUUAAUCUUCGUGUU